This is a messenger RNA of Corticium candelabrum, 4601 nucleotides long. Its product is annotated as FK506-binding protein 15-like. Bases 29 to 4456 code for a protein of 1475 amino acids. The transcript is spliced from 31 exons. The record is from RefSeq and is a predicted model, not a curated record. Lineage: Eukaryota; Metazoa; Porifera; Homoscleromorpha; Homosclerophorida; Plakinidae. Gene Ontology annotation, molecular function: peptidyl-prolyl cis-trans isomerase activity.
GCGUGUCACUUUGCACGUGACCGGUAAGAUGUCUUUCCUCGAAGACGAGGAAUCCGAUUUUCUACCCGCUGGAGGUGGGGCUCCUAAACUCGCGUCUCUCUUUGGUUCUCCGCCCGCACAGCAACAAGAUGCUCAUUCCUUGACCUAUACGGCACCUAAACAACCGAAAAAGGCGAAAUCAGACGCGCCGGCUGUUAUACAUGCGACGUCUGCUCAUACGUAUCUCUAUACGGGUGGCCAAUACAAAUCUCAAGGGAAGAUGGGCGUGGCUAUUCUUGGCUCGCAUCCAGCAAGAGACUACAAACUGCUUGUCUAUGCUUCUCAACAGAAGCAAGUCACGUCAGCAAAAAUCACAACAUCUUUUGUGUGGACGGUUCAACCCAACAACUAUGCCAGCUUCUUGGACGAUCGACAGCAGAGAUGGUCGGUGUGCUUUGAUAAAGAAAUAGAUGCGACUGAAUUUGCUAAGCAAGUUGCUUUAUCAAAAUGCAAUUCGUCAUCAUCUGGCAAUCUCAGUCUCAUUCCACAAGACCUAGUAACAACAGAAGGGCAGGUCAUUGAUGUCAACGACCAGUUGGAGUGUCGGUAUACGGGAUGGCUGUUGACUGAGCAUACCUUUGGAAAGGUGUUUGAUAGCAACGUGAACAGCGAGAAGGCGUUUCGCUUACGAGUUGGUAAAGGGAAAGUCAUCAAGGGCUGGGAUCAAGGUGUGAUUGGGAUGACGAAGGGGAGCAAACGGUUUCUUAUUAUUCCGUCAACUUUAGCAUAUGGAAGCAAGGGUUCAGGCAGUCGAAUCCCUCCAAACUCGACUCUUCUUUUCGAGAUUGAAAUUAUUCGGGUAAAGUUCAGUAAGGACACGGAAUCAGUAGGACCUUUAGCUCCACCAACAGACACGUCUGAAACAAGUGAUGCUCAGGAAGGGGAGGUUGUGUCUGUGAGGGAGAGAACUUCUUCGAUCUCUGAUAAAAUGGCUUCGUCUUCUGAGGACAGCAACAAGGCAAAACUCAUCUCUCGUAUGGCAAAGAUGGGUCAAUCACUACUUCCCUCCAGCUCCACGCCGUCAAGCUUCGAUGAGGCGGAUACUCCCACGUUCACUCACGCACACCCACAAACACAACAAUUCCAUCAACCGCACAUGAUGGGUCAACAACCACACACAAUGACAUCACAACCACAACAACAACAACAGAAUCCAAUGAUGCAAAUGGGUCAACCAGGAAUGAAUCAAAUGGGUCAACCGAUGAUGAACCAGAUGGGCCAACCGAUGAUGAACCAGAUGGGUCAACCGAUGAUGAACCAGGCGGGCCAACCGAUGAUGAACCAGAUGGGUCAACCGGUUGGUAACAUGAUGAGCCAACCGGAACUCAACCCAAUGGCCCAACAAGCUCACAUGCAGCCACAAAUGCAGCAACAGCCGCAAAUGCAGCAGCAACAGCCGCAAAUGCAGUCGCAGCCGUCGUCAUCGUUUUCGUUCCCGACGCUUGGUGGUCCUCCGGUCCCACAACAGCAGCUGGCGCUUUACCAGCCAAUGCAGCAACAACGGCAGCAGUUUCAGCAGCCGUUUCAGCAGCAAAUUCCCGGGCAGUCGUUGCCUCCGUCGUACAGCUCGGUGACUCAACCGGGAAUGGGUCAACAGCCUGGGUUUCAACCAGGAAUGCCGGGACAGUCGGGCUACAUGCAGCAGCCACAGCAGCAGCAGCAGCCUCAACAGCAGCAGGGCUUUCCUUACCAGCAGCCGCAGCAGGGAGGUGGGUUUUCACAGGGUAAUCAGAUGGGAAUGGGUGGGUCAGGGGGUGGUGAGAGUGGAGGUAGAAACGAGGAGGAUAGGGCGUCGAGAACGUUGUUGACGGAAACGAGAGAGCAACAGAGUGAGGUGAAGGUCGAGUUGGGGAGGAUGACGAGGAAACUGGAUGAUAUUACGUUGAAAGUCGAACAAAUUCACGACAGCAGCCGUGAGGCGAGCAGAUCACUCGUUGCUGCCAACUCGGCUCCAAGCAUGGAGGCCGGCAUCCUACUCCACAACAUACAGAGAAUAAUGCAAGACAACGAGAGACUGAAACGCGAAGUGUUUGAGAAGAGUGCGCGCAUCGAAGGACAAAACGAGAAAAUCGCUGAACUACUGGAACGAAACCAGAGGUAUGUGGAGCAGAGUAAUUCGAUGUUGGAGCAACGAAACGAUUCGUUUAAAGUGACGACAGCUCAGGCACAGUCGAAAGUUCUGAUUCUUGAACAAGAGAAGGCUCAGUUGACAACUGAAUUGAGUGCAGCUGUGAGUCAAGUUGGUACUCUCCAGUUGGAGGUCGGAAACUUACACAAGCAAGAUGCGGAACUCAAGCAGCAGCUUGCAGCUGCGAUGGCUGAAGUGCAAUCGAAAGCAUCCGAAUGGGCUGCAGCAAUACAAUCACAGCAAGAGAUGGAGGUGAAGCUUGAGGACACGUCUAACAAUUUUAAGGACGAGAAGCAGGUUCGUCGGCGAUUGGAGGCUCAAGUGAAACAGCAGGAAGAUGAAAUUACAGAAUUGAAAGUAGAGAAAGAGUCACUAGAUAAGAGUUUAGUUGAUAGGAAGAAGAAGCUUGCUACUGAGAAGGAGAGACUAGAACGAGACCUUGACGAAUUGAAAUCAACUCAUGAGGCUGAAUUGACAUCAUUGAGAGAGAAAUUCAAAAAGGAACGGCAAUCAGUAGACGUGUUGGUUGCAGAACAGAUCUCUCAAGCUGAGAAUGAUGUUGAGAGUCGUUGGCAAGAAAAAUCAUCGCGCUUAGUCAGUCAAGCUGAAGAACGUUGGCGACGCAAAUACGAAGAACUACAAGAAGAAACAGCAAAUCACAGAGAUCGUGCAGCAGCAGCUGAAGACAAAGUUGCACAUUGGAAAGCAACUCGUGGCGAUGCCGAGAAGGAGAUAAUUCAACUGCAAGCAAGACUGGACAGAAUUAUAGAGGAAAAGGAGGAGAGUGAACAUGCCAGAAAUAGUGCUGUUGAGGACAACAAGAGACUUGAAGCAAAACUGGCAGAUACAGAAGAGCAAGUUGAAUCUGCUCGAUCAGCGGGCUAUGAGUCAGGCCGUAAAGCAGCUUCUACAGAAGGUACAGCUGGAGGUGACAUUGUCAGUGAGGUAAAGAAAAUAAUGAACAAAGUGUAUCAGAUGUUGAGAGGUCAAUUUGCUGCUGAAGAGUCUUAUCCGGGAAAGCGGAUUCAUGAAGUUGUGUUGCAGACUGUGAAGGAAGUAACCCUCACUCAACUUCCUACUCAAAACGUUGCUGCGCGUGCGCAAGCAGCAGCUCCACAACAAGAACAGGAAGAGGAUGAGGAAGAUGAGGAGGAUGAAGAGGAUGAAGAGGAUGAAGAAGAAGAUGACGAAGAUGAGGAGGACGAGGGUGGAGAAGAUGACGAAGUCACUGUGGCAGUUGAAGUUGAAAUAGAAUCAGAAGAAACAAAAACGGAAAGAGAAAUCGAACACACAGAAAGACAAGAAACAACAAACAUUGAAGAUGAAGACGAGGAAGCUCAUGAAGAAGACGAGGAGGAGGAAGAGGAGGAAGAAGAUGAAGAGGAAGAGGAUGAGGAUGAGGAUGAGGAUGAGGAUGAGGAAGAAGUAGAUGAGAAAGAAGUAGAUGAGAAAGAAGUAGAUGAGAAAGAAGUAGAUGAGGAAGUGGAAAAAGCAGAAGAGAGGGAGAAAGAUAGAAAUGCUGAAGAGAAAGAGAAAGAAGUUAUCACUUCUAAAAUAGCUGAAGAGAUAAUAGAACAAAAGAUAAAAGACGAGGAGAAUGUAGAGACAGCAGAAUCAGUAAUAGAAAGAGUUGAAGAGGAAAUCAGUAAGGAAAGUGACGUCACUACAACAGAAGAGAAAGAACACGAGAAAGAACACGAGACUGACGGUUUGUUACCUUCAACUGGAGACACGCCUACCACCACAGAUAUAUCGACUAGUAAAGAUGAAGUCACACUAAGAAGUGAAGACAAAGAAGCGGGUGGAGAGCCAGCAAUUCUUGCUCCUGGAGUUUCACAAGAUGAAGAUGAAGGUGAGGACGGAUGGGAUGAAGAGGAGGAAACUACACAAUCAAAGCAGCUAGGAAAAGAUUCUGAUCACAUACCUACUGUCACCGAGUCAACACAUUCCAAAGAUACUGCUAACGACAUCACAGCAGUGGAUGAAGGUCAAACAGACAAAGGAGCAGAUCAACAACCACAGCCAGCAUCAAAGCCAGGAGCGUUGUUUAGUGAUGAAGACGACGACGACCUAUUCACUCCAAUAAAAUCAAAUGAAACGUCAAGCAAACCGGCCAGUUCUCUUCUGCAAGACACUACCGACUCGUCUGUGGUUGCAAACAACAACCUCUUCAACAGUGCGCCGCCUUCCAAGCCAUCACCUCAACCUACGACUACAAAGACAGAGGUGAAAGUUGACAAGGGUCCGUUGUUCGACGAUGAAGACGAUGAACUCGAUUGGUUGAAAUGACUUUUGGCGGCGAUCCCUGUAGUCGAUCAUAUUGUCGUGUAGUUUUUGUUCUAGAAAAAUGUCGGAUUAAUCAGCAAAAUGUAAUGCGUUGUUUGCUACUCGGUGUAUCUUCUUUCAUAUUCAUUAUAUAUUUUUGAAAAGUGAA